UUACCUUUGGGCCAGAAGGGGAGUCGCCCUCGCGUCUCCGCCCCGCCAGCACAAGAGGUUCGUUGUUACAACUUCUCAGUAGGAGCCUGGCGAGCGGAAAGGCGGCUAAACUUUAUUCUUUCGGAACCUUGCAAGGAAAAAAAAAGAGUAGAAAACGGCGCGCUAGAAAAGCAGGUGUCCAUUUCGAGGGCAUUGAGUCUUCCUGAGAUAUCAUGUCGCACCCCUCCGCUCCUCCAGGCUACGAUGACCGGAACCCUCUCUACCCUCCACCACACGGAGGGUAUCCUGGAGGUUACCCACAGCCUCCGCCCUAUGCGGCUGGAUACCCACAGCCUGGAGGCUACCCACAACCUGCGGGAUAUCCACAACCGGUUCCUCCUAUGCCUACCGUACCAAUGAAUUUUGUUGACAGCUAUGGCAACGGUGAUUCUGGAGAUGGAGCAUUCGCAGUAGGAGACUGGGGUGAUAAGAAAGUUCGACAGACUUUCAUCCGCAAGGUCUACAGUAUUAUCUCAGUGCAGCUUCUCCUGACCGUGGGCAUCAUUGCGAUCUUCACCUUUGUUGAACCUGUGUCCAGUUUUGUGCGGAGAAACAUUGCCGUCUACUAUGUGUCCUAUGCUGUAUUCCUGGUUACUUACCUGGUGCUGGUAUGUUGUGAGGGCCCACGGAGACGCUUUCCAUGGAAUCUCAUCCUUCUCUUUGUCUUUACCUUGGCCAUGGGAUUCAUGACAGGAUGCAUUGCUAGUGUGUACAGUACAAAGGCUGUUCUACUUGCCAUGUUAAUCACAGCUAUUGUGGCCAUAGUUGUCACCCUUUUCUGCUUCCAAACAAAGGUGGAUUUCACAUCCUGCACUGGCUUGUUCUGCGUGUUGGGCAUUGUCGUCAUGGUGACUGGGAUAAUUACAGCCAUUGUCCUGUCCUUCAAAUAUAUCUAUUGGCUUCACAUGUUGUAUGCAGCCAUUGGAGCAAUUGCCUUCACCCUGUUUCUUGCUUACGACACCCAGCUGGUGAUAGGCAACCGAAAGCACACCAUGAGUCCUGAGGAAUAUGUCUACGGAGCCCUCAGAAUCUACACAGACAUUGUCUACAUCUUCACCUUCCUCCUUCAGAUUAUAGGCAGCAGAGAAUAGAAGAUGGACUCUUGGGUGCUUUGUCUGGACUUUCAGCAGCCUUCCCCAGAGGCCUUGGGGAUUGUGACUCUCGAAAUAGAAUGUUCUGCUGCAUGGCUCUUGCCUCAAACCCAUUUAUACAAGCUACUUAGAGGACUGAUAUAGCAGACAGAAAUAAGAGAUAAAGGUGGGAGCCCUUGUAUGGAUUAUAGUGUAGAUCCUAACCUGCAAGAUGCAUAUUAUUUUUCCAUUUCAAUGUGUGGAGCCUCUUUCUGUUUCUGCUGCUCUGGAUACAUGAAUGUAGAGUGUAUUACUACUUUGGUGUGAUGUAACCUAGCCCUUUUAUUCUGCUACAUUUAUUUUAUCUACUUCUCUGCAAUGUAGCUGCCUCAUCCAGUUAAGAAAUCCAAAGCUCCAGGGCUCUGUUACAUAAGUGCAAAUAAAGUUUAUAUUUUUGAAUUAAGAUUUCCUAUAUUUAUGGUUUAGAGAUGGGGAGCAAUGUUUACAUUGAUUGCCUUAGUAAGGCUAAUAAUAGGAUCAUGUACAUGUCCACUGAGGAGUAAGUCCUACCAAGGUUAGUGAGACUUACUCUCAGAUAAAUGAGUACAGGAUUGCAUCCUAAGGCUGCAGUCCUUUGCAUAUCUACCUGGGAGUCAUUCUCUGCUGAAAUGAAUGGAGGCUAUUUCUAAGUGACACAUGCAUAUCUUGGCAUUUUAAGAUAACAACCCUGUGCCCACUUACUUGGUAGCAAAUCUAUUUGAAAUCGUUGUUCAUUUCUGUGCAGACAUUUAAAUAAAUGGUUAUUAUUGUA
Messenger RNA from Pogona vitticeps (central bearded dragon), 1920 nucleotides. RefSeq names its product protein lifeguard 3. Gene Ontology annotation, biological process: negative regulation of apoptotic signaling pathway. Gene Ontology annotation, cellular component: membrane; endoplasmic reticulum; Golgi apparatus. NCBI's taxonomy places the organism in Eukaryota, Metazoa, Chordata, Lepidosauria, Squamata, Agamidae. The record is from RefSeq and is a predicted model, not a curated record.